Molecule: messenger RNA, 1155 nt
Organism: Angiostrongylus costaricensis
Lineage: Eukaryota; Metazoa; Nematoda; Chromadorea; Rhabditida; Metastrongylidae
Source: the annotation of a GenBank genome assembly
AUGAUCUGGUGUCGAUCGCUUCAUUUUGGUUCGACUCGUUGUGCAUCAACAUCACAAUACUUUGACGUUGUUGUAGUUGGUGGUGGAUUGGUUGGCAAUGCUAUGGCAUGCAUAAUUGGUCAGAAUCCUCAACUUUCAUCUAAGCGUGUCCUUCUUUUGGAAGGUGGAAAAGUCAACUCACUUCCCAGCAUACCUCCAGAGCAUUACAGUAAUCAACUGGGUGUAUGGAAACGUAUUAAGUCUUAUAGAGCAAAGAAAGUGAAUAAACUCCGUGUAAUUGAUAAUUGUUCCAAAGCUGAAUUAGAGUUUGAUCGACCUUCUAAAGACCAGGAAAUCGCUUAUAUUGUGGAGAAUAAUGCUAUUAUUGGUGCGCUGUACGAUAAGAUAAAACAGAGCUGUUCCUCAGUUGAAGUUAGAACUGGUGUCACCGUGAAGAACUGCAUAGGGGCCGAUGGUGGUCGAUCUACGGUCCGUCAGGCACUGAACGCUAAUUAUACCGCGUAUAACUAUGAUCAAAGUGGCGUCGUUGCCACACUUGUUGUCGAGGCGGCUGAUGACAAUGACAUCGCCUGGCAGCGCUUUUUUCGUGCAGGUCCAAUAGCAUACCUGCCUUUGGCUAAAAAUCUUUCUUCCCUUGUUUGGUGUACGUCAGCUGAGGAGGCGGAACGAUUGCUUUCAUUGGCGAAGGAUGAAUUCUUUACUGAGGAAGACCAGAUCGACUGCGUCAACAAAACACUGUUUGCUUUUUCUAAAAUUCCACUCGUUGCAAAAAAGCUCGGUCCAACACCCCAGCCUCCACACGUGAUCGCUCUACAAGGAGAUACUCGUGCUGCAUUUCCUUUGGGCCUUCGCUGUGCUUUAAUUGGAGAUGCAGCUCAUCGCACUCAUCCUUUAGGUGGUCAGGGUGUGAAUCUUGGCUGGAAUGAUGUUGCUGUACUGAAUCGCAUACUAGCUCGGGCUGCAUUAGAUGGCGCCGAUCUCGGUGCAUUGACGUAUCUGAGAGAUUACGAUACGCAAGCACAAAGGCAUAAUAUUCCUGUCAUGGUCUCAUGUGAUUGGUUGAACCGCCUGUAUCGAACUAAUGCAGCUCCAAUCGUUAUGCUUAGGUCUUUAGGUCUAGCUGCUUUUCAUAGGCUUACACCAGUAAAGGUAUGA